AUGAAACAGAAGAACGUUUAUUUGUACAUACCAAAUAUUAUUGGUUAUAUUAGAGUUUUAUUAUUAUUAGCUGGUUUUGUAAUACGUCAGGAGAAUGUACUACUCUUUGCAAUAUUUUAUGCUAUUAGUCAAAUUUUAGAUUCCUUGGAUGGGUUCACAGCAAGGAAGUUUAAUCAAACAUCCGUUUUUGGUCAAAUUUUAGAUCAAAUUACAGACAGGUUAUCAACGAGCUUGUUAUAUCUCCUCAAUGCUAGUGUCUACGAUGAGUACAUAACAAUUAUAGGAUUAAUUAUGAUUGCGGAUAUAGGGGGGCACUACAUUCAUGCAACAUCAUGUGCCAUCGAAGGAAAUAAAACUCAUAAGAAAAUUGAAAAAGGAAAUAUGUUGCUUAAACUAUAUUAUGAGAAACCAACUGUGAUGGUUAUUUGUAUAAUUGCUUAUGAGACCUUUUGGGUUUCCGCAUAUAUAUUAAAAGUUGCAGAUAAAAGACAAUUUAUAUAUAAAAUAGGUUACUACAUGUUCAUAUUUUCAUGUCCACUGGCAGCGUUCAAAACAUUCACAAACUUAUCUCAAGGAAUACACGGUGUAAAAAGUUUAGUAGAGAUGGACAAUAAAAGAGGAUGA
Plasmodium malariae is the source of this 624-nucleotide messenger RNA. Its product is annotated as phosphatidylinositol synthase, putative. Bases 1 to 624 code for a protein of 207 amino acids. Gene Ontology annotation, biological process: phosphatidylinositol biosynthetic process. The record is from RefSeq and is a predicted model, not a curated record. Lineage: Eukaryota; Apicomplexa; Aconoidasida; Haemosporida; Plasmodiidae. The transcript is spliced from 9 exons. Gene Ontology annotation, cellular component: membrane; Golgi apparatus. Gene Ontology annotation, molecular function: CDP-diacylglycerol-inositol 3-phosphatidyltransferase activity.